Dama dama (fallow deer) is the source of this 6644-nucleotide messenger RNA. RefSeq names its product transcription termination factor 2 (gene TTF2). NCBI's taxonomy places the organism in Eukaryota, Metazoa, Chordata, Mammalia, Artiodactyla, Cervidae. The transcript has 23 exons. Gene Ontology annotation, molecular function: ATP-dependent chromatin remodeler activity; zinc ion binding; ATP binding. Bases 72 to 3575 code for a protein of 1167 amino acids. The record is from RefSeq and is a predicted model, not a curated record.
GGGCGGAGAAAAAGGCGGAAGCAGGCGUUGGGAGAGGCGGUGGCUUCUGAGAAGAGGAGAGCUGGAGCGAGAUGGAAGUAGUUAGGUGUCCGGAGCAUGGGACUUUAUGUCUUCUGAAGACCGGCGUCCGAGAGGGCCCGAAUAAAGGAAAGAGCUUCUACGUGUGCCGGGCGGACACAUGCAACUUUGUGCGGACCACCGACACUCCUGUUUCUCACUGUUUAUGGCAUGAGGACUUUGUGGUAGAGCUUCAGGGUCUGUCUCUAUCACAGAGCAAGAAAGAAUAUAGGUUGUUCUUCCGAUGUGUUAAAAGUAAAGCAGAGGGGAAGCAGUGGUGUGGAAAUAUCCCAUGGCAGGAUCCUAAUUCUAAAGAACAUUCUGGAACCAGUAAGUCUCAGCAUGCCUCUGAGCCAUCUCACUAUCCUUCCAGCCAGCAGAGAAACCCGUUCAAGGUACUUGAUAAGAAUCAAGAACCAUCCGUCUGGAAACAGUUCAUCAAAGGUGAAGAUGAGGAAAAGACAGCUGAUAAGAAGCAAAGAGAAAAGGGAGACCCACUCCUGGAUCAGAAGAAGGAACAGAAGCUGGAAUCUAAGUGCUGGAUGGAGAAAGAGCUCUCAUUUGGCUUGGGAGUAAAGAAAAAAGAAUCUGCAGUUCAAGACAAGCAGCAAAGGGAGAAGACAGAGUUUCAGUGCGAAGCAAAGGAGAUAGAAGGGAUGCACAAAAGAAACCUUUUUGAGAUGAAAUUCAAACAGGUCCAUGGAAAUGUGCUCAGAGAACCAUCUGCAUUUCAGGUGAAGUCAGAUAGUGAGAGUCAUUCUGUCCAAAAAGAGUCAGAACCUCCGACAGAAAAGGAAACUAAGCCUUUGCCUCGAAUUGUUCACAGUCAACACUCAGUAAGCCAGCCCCUGAAAGGGAAGCACCUCAACAAGGAGCACCCUAAGAGCGGGGAGGCUGGAGAAACAAAGACAGGGAACGACCCAAGCACACAGACCCUCCAGAAGAGUCUGCCCCAGGGCCAUUUUCAGGCUCAGUCGGAGACCCGGGACAUGCCUGCUCCAGAGGAACCCACUGCUCAGCCUGCACCGCUGGCUACAGGGCGUCCCGCAGGAGGGAGGCGAGACGCUGACACAAGCAGUGCUGACAGUGAGGAAGAGGACGUUGUUUUUGUUUCGUCUAAGCCAGGGAGCCCCUUACUCUUUGACUUGCCUCCAGACACACAGGAGAAGAAGAACCUUAAACUCCCUGGUCAGAGUGAGCAAAGGAAAGUUUCUUCUGCCCCGAGUGUCUCCAAGAAGGGAGAACCUUCAGACCCAACAGCCCAACGUGUGUUCCUCACAUCACAACUGAAACAAAAGAAGAGCACACUGGCAUCGGUGAACAUCCAGGCUCUUCCAGACAAGGGUCAGAAGUUGUUCAAGCAAAUCCAGGAGCUGGAGGAAGCGCUCAGUGCCCUGGCCCUCUCCCCAGAGCAAGCAGACGCUAAGGAGAAGAGUAACACUCAGGAACCUCAGCAGAGUCACUUCACCAAAGAGACCACUGACCCUCCCCACUUGCUGCCUCCCAAGCCCCUGCAGGGUCAGGAUCCCUGGCCUCUGGGUUCUCGAGGACUGAAGGCUGACCACCAGGAAGCUGCUGGAGGGCCUGGUCAGUGCUGUAGAGGCUCUGUUAGCCAGAAUGGCCUUCACGCAGUGUGGAAGAUCACAAGUGAAGCCAUUGAUGAGCUGCAUCGAUCUCUUGAGUCGUGUCCUGGGGAGACCGCCAUGGCAGAGGAUCCAGCUGGGCUGAAGGUCUCUUUGCUGCCACACCAGAAGCAGGCAUUAGCCUGGCUGCUAUGGCGGGAAAGCCAGAAGCCACGAGGAGGAAUUUUGGCUGAUGAUAUGGGGUUAGGAAAAACCCUGACAAUGAUUGCACUCAUCCUGACCCAAAAGAAUCAAAAGAAAAGCGAAGAAAAGGACGAAACCACGGCUUUGACUUGGCUUUCCAAAAAUGACUCCUCUGAGUUCACUUCUCAUGGAACACUAAUCAUCUGUCCUGCCUCUCUGAUCCAUCAUUGGAAAAAUGAGGUGGAGAAACAUGUGAGCCACAACAGAUUAAGAGUCUGUCUGUAUCAUGGGCCAAACCGGAAUCAACAUGCAAAAGUCCUCUCCACAUACGACAUCGUGAUCACCACCUACAGCCUCCUGGCCAAGGAGAUCCCCACAGCAAAACAAGACGAGCAGAUCCCUGGUGCAAACCCCAGUGUGGAGGGUACGUCAUCACCUUUGCUUCGAGUAGUGUGGGCUCGAAUCAUAUUGGAUGAAGCUCACAACGUUAAGAAUCCCCGGGUGCAGACUUCCAUGGCCGUGUGUAAGCUCCAGGCGCAAGCCCGGUGGGCUGUCACUGGAACACCAAUUCAGAACAACUUGUUGGACAUGUAUUCACUGCUGAAAUUUCUCCGUUGUUCUCCAUUUGAUGAGUUUAAGCUGUGGAAGAGUCAAGUAGACAACGGCUCAAAGAAAGGAGGAGAACGGUUAAAUAUCUUAACCAGGACCCUUUUGCUGAGGAGAACAAAGGACCAGCUGGACUCCGCCGGCAAGCCCUUGGUGGUGCUGCCCCAGCGUAAAUUUCAGUUGCACCGUUUAAAACUCUCUGAAGACGAAGAGACUGUCUAUAGUGUCCUAUUUGCAAGAUCGAGGUUGGCUCUGCAGUACUAUCUAAAAAGACAUGAAAGUGGGAGCAACCAAUCUGGAAGAAGCCCUGACAAUCCAUUCAACAGAGUGGCCCAGGAGUUUGGGUCCCACGGGCCUGGGCCCUCCGCAGCAGCCAGCCGGGCGACCUCCAGCACCGUCCACAUCCUGUCACAGCUGCUGCGGCUCCGCCAGUGCUGCUGCCACCUCUCUCUGCUGAAGUCGGCCCUGGAUCCGACGGAGCUGAAGAGUGAAGGUCUGGCCCUCUCCCUGGAGGAGCAGCUCAGUGCCUUGACCUUGUCUGAAUUUCACGACUCAGAGCCGUCUGCCUCCGUUUCCCUUAAUGGCAAAUGCUUCAAGGUGGAGCUUUUUGAUGACAAGAGAGAGAGCACCAAGAUUUCAUCCCUGUUGGCAGAAUUGGAGGCAGUCCGAAGAAAUUCAGGGUCCCAAAAGAGUGUCAUUGUCUCUCAGUGGACCAGCAUGCUGAAGGUUAUAGCCUUGCAUCUUAAGAGAUGUGGAUUUACUUAUGCCACCAUCGAUGGCUCUGUCAACCCCAAACAGAGAAUGGACUUGGUAGAGGCAUUUAACAGCACCAGGGGCCCUCAGGUUAUGCUAAUUUCUCUCUUGGCUGGAGGUGUCGGUCUAAACCUGACUGGAGGAAACCAUCUUUUUCUUCUGGACAUGCACUGGAACCCAUCGCUCGAAGAUCAAGCUUGUGACCGAAUCUACCGAGUAGGGCAGCAGAAAGAUGUCGUCGUACACAAAUUUGUUUGUGAGGGAACAGUGGAAGAGAAGAUCUUGCAACUCCAAGAAAAAAAGAAAGAUUUAGCCAAACAGAUUCUAUCAGGAUCUGGAGAAUUUGUCACCAAGCUCUCCUUGGCUGACCUCAAAGUCCUUUUUGGCAUCUAACUUCCUGUUUUUCGGGCUCAGAAUAGUGCCACUGUUGGUUUGUACUCGGAUCUGGAGGGAACGACUUAACCCUGGUCCUUUGAGCUCUCCUUGGCUUUCAGUUUCACCUUCAAGCCUGAUGCCCUUCUCCAAGCGAGGAUGAAUUAUCAUGUUAACCAGCUAGGUAACCAGUCAUGUUAACCAAUCAGUGUAUUAAAUAAAACCAAUAAAGUGCUUCAGAUAAACAGCCCUGGGAGAGUUGGACCUAAGCCUCAGUAAAAACUCAGAAAGCCCUCUGCACCUUUUUCUUCUCAGCUGAUGGGGACCCAGUGUUGCUGCCUUUUCUAACAGGCUCCCUCCUAUCUCUUCAAUUCCUGCCCACAGGGCUGCUCCUAUAACCAUCUCUUCUAGACCAUUUUUCUAGAUUCCACAUAUAUGCAUUAAUAUGCAGUAUUUGUUUUCUCAUUUUGACUUACUUUACUUUGUUUGACAGUCUCUAGCCAUCUACAUCUCUGCAGAUUGAAAGGUUGUUGCUGAACAAUAAGACGCUGGGAUUUUUGGCCUCUGCAGGAGACUAAUUCAAUCCGGGGCCAGAGACGAGGCUGGGUUGCUCAGCGCUUUUGUGUAAUAAAGUUUUAUUAAAGUAUAAAGGAGAUAGAGAAAGCUUCUGACAUAGGCAUUAGAAGGGGGCAGAAAGAGUACCCCCCUGCUAGUCUUCAGCUGGAUGUUAUAUAGUCACUAGCAGUCUGUUAAUGAAAAGAAAGGAAUGUCUUAAAACUCAGAAUGGCACCAGGCCCCUCAUCCAUAAGUUGCAUUUUGUGAUAAUCUUGGCACCAGAUGAUUCAUCCCAGGCCAUAAAACAGUUGACUUAAAUCUUGUAGAAGGGCAGAUUACCAUACAAAUAGUUUCGUUUACAUAGAUUAGGGGAAUAAUAUCUGAGUAUAACAUACUGGUUUGUCAAGUAGGUUCUAAGCCAUUUGGCUGAACCAACUUGAAGACAGAGUCUGGGGUAAAUGCAUACCACAUUACCAUAGCUUAAGACAAACAUUUCCAUAAGAAAAAUGUAUUGGUUAACUCAAUGUUUGAGAAUAGUUAGCUUCAGGUGAAACCAGGUGUCAUGGCAACACAGUAUUUUAAGAGAAACCUUCUUUUAAAUUUGUAUAGAGAAGGAAAAAAAUAUCGCUAGUUUGUUUCCUCCCGCUUAAGAGAGACAAAAAUGUCUGGCACUUGCAGCUUAUUUCCUCCCUUUGGAGACCCCUGGCCUUCCUGCCUGUUACCCUCUCAAGAUGACUCUGUUUUAUUCCUUUUUGUGGCUAAUAUGCCAUUGUAUACAUGCACCACAUCAUCUUUAUCCAUUCCUCUAUUGAUCGAUGUUUAGGUUGCUUCCGUGUCUUGGCUAUGCUAUUGUAAAUAGCCAGGACAUAGAAGCAGUGAACACUGGUGUGCAUGUAUCUUUUUGAAUUAUGGUUUUUCCCUGGGUAUGUGAAAAAUGGGAUUGCUGGGUCAUACAGUAGUUCUGUCUUUAGUUUUUUAAGGUACCCCCAUACUGUUCUCCAUAGUGGCUGUCUCAGUUUACAUUCCCAGCAACAGUGCAAGAGGGUCCCCUUUUCUCCACACCCACUCCAGCUUUUAUUGUUUGUAGAUUUUUUAAUGAUGGCCAUUCUGACAGGUAUGAGGUGAUAUCUCAUUGUAGUUUCGAUUUACCUUUCUCUUAUAAUGAGCAAUGUUGAGCUUCUUUUUUUGUGUUGUUGGCCAUCUCUAUCUUCUUUGGAGAAAUAUCUAUUUAGGUCUUCCACCCGUUUUUUUUUUUUUUUUUUUUUUUUCCACCCGUUUUUUGAUUGGGUUGUUUGUCUUUUUUUUUUUUUUUUUUGGAUGUUGAGCCGCAUGAGCUGUUUGUGUAUAUUGGAGAUUAAUCCUUGGUCCGUUGCUUUGUUUGCAAAUAUUUUUCUGCCAUUCUGGGGGUUGUCUUUUCAUCUUGUUUAUGGUUUCCUUUGCUGUGCAAAAGCUUUUAAAUUUAAUUAGAUCCCAAUUGUUGAUUUUUGUUUCUGUUUUCAUUACUCUAGCAGGUGGGUCAAAAAAGAUCCUGGUGCUUUUGUCAAAAGAGUGUUCUGCCUAUAUUUUCCUCUAAGAGUUUUAUAGUAACCAUCUCUGUUUAGGCUGAGCAGAAGUGGGCUCCUACCUAAUACGUGGUUGGGUAGUAUUUAAUAAAACAAAAAAAGUAAUAAACCUAUUCCCUUCCUUAUUAUUGUAUCAUUUAGAAUUUGGUAUCAUAUCAUUUAUGUUAUCUCAUCAUUUUGUAUUGUUAUCAUGUAGUAUUUGUGUCAUUGUAGUUUUACACAUUUGCAGUAUAGAAGCACUUAGUCUCAUUGUUAUAUUCAGUAUUACUGAAUCAUACAGUAUUUUUAUUAUCAUUGGCAUAAUCCACUAAAUAUGUGUUUGAUGUGUAGCAGAGAUAAUGCAUUGUGUCCACUAAUCCCCAUGUCCCUUUCCCUCCUGACUACCAGAGACUACAUUUCCUUUUCUUCACUGCAGUUACACGGGUCAUAUUACUCAGUUCUAAGUCAGUGUGAAGAAGGAAUUCAUAGGGCCUGGACUCCGUCUCAGGCCUGUCCAUGCUGGUCGUGCAUGGCCACCUCUCCAGUGGACUCUGAACUCUGUGCUUAGCGCCUAUGGGAAUGACAAUAGAAGGAUAAGACCCCCUCUGGGCAGGGGAAUCUUGAAGAUCACAUCCAGCUUACUCAUUGCCUAAGAGGAAACAUACCGUAAUCACCCCUGCCUCCAGACAGGUCAUAAAUUUUUUCCGUAUCAGGAUGUAAUCACAGGCUUAUCGAUUAUUAACUGGUUGGAAAGUGACCAUGGGCUUAUUGAUUAUUAAUUGUUUGAACACAUAACACGUGAAUGAUGGGGUUAUUGUAGUUGUAUUUACCCUCCCUUUGUUUAUGUAAGUCUCAAGGAAAUUGGGGUGGUGGGUUUAGACACGUACACAUGGGGUAUAAAAGAUUUUCACAAAUGCUGGUCGGGGUCCUUGGCUAAGAGGAGAUUCUGCCUUGGGCCCGCGGUGUAAUAAACUGCACUCCACUAUCUGCAUUA